AUAACCUCUUUCAGAGAAGGUUAAAAAGAGACAGUGCACAUGCUCAGAAAUGCUGCACUUUUUCUCGUAGCAGUUUGCAGCGGCCAUUUCAAAGAAACCAUCACAAAGACAAGAGAAAGAUCAGAAGUACCCCUUCCCAAGAUGCUGGCACCCUGCCUUCUGAGGAGAGCCGUCCUUACAGCUCCUUUCAUUUUUGUGGUUGCACUACUUGUCACGGAGCCUGUCAGAGCUGACCAAGAAGCAGGAACAGCCAUACCAGCUGAAAGCCGCCCCUGUGUUGAUUGCCAUGCCUUUGAGUUCAUGCAGAGAGCUCUGCAGGAUUUAAAGAAGACAGCAUAUAAUCUAGACACAAGGACAGAAACUCUGCUUCUUCAGGUGGAAAAGAGAAAUCUGUGCGACUGCGUAGCUGCCAAUCUACUGAACUGAACCCUGGAGACCCCUGAGGAGGCUCACCUGUCCAGCAGUUUUUAAAAUGCAGCUGUAUAAAAUACAGCUUUAUGGAGUUCAUGUGGCAAGCAUGUAUGCCCCAAUGUACUGAAACUGGGGCCUGUGUCUGAUGUAUUUGUCUGUUCUGUAUCUUUUUAAAGUACCCUUUUAAAAAAGUACCCUGUUUUCACAUCUGCUGGAUUGCCAGUAAGGGCUCAAUUCAGUAAAUCUGUUACUUGAUAUUGGGGGGGUGGGGGGGGGGAAUGUACCUGCUUUGAUUUUUAAAUCAAUUUGCCAAGUGUAAUCCCCUGAGAUAAUUUUGGAGGACAGUCCCCUAGAGACACAUGCAGCUGUUUUUUGUCUUUAAUAUGAACGUAUGUCUGUGGCAACUUACCCAGUUACAUUGAGACAUGACACUGUAGUCUCUGUAGGCUUUGCCUGUGUAUUAAAGAUGAUGAAGUCCUUUUC
This is a messenger RNA of Vidua chalybeata, 894 nucleotides long. Its product is annotated as neuropeptide-like protein C4orf48 homolog. The transcript is spliced from 4 exons. The record is from RefSeq and is a predicted model, not a curated record. Lineage: Eukaryota; Metazoa; Chordata; Aves; Passeriformes; Viduidae. Bases 40 to 426 code for a protein of 128 amino acids.